UAUGAUGAAUGUCUGAAGUCUUUCUUAGAAUGAACUUGAUUUUUGAGGACUGGAGGGAUGACAAAUGCUCAUUUAUGAUUUUGAGUAACAAUAAAAUAACAGAGUUGAAGAAUGGCUCCUUCUCUGGAUUACACCUUCUUGAAAGAUUGGAUCUUAAGAACAACCUUAUUAGUACUAUAGAUCCAGGAGCUUUUCUGGGGCUUUCAUCUCUGAAAAGACUAGACUUAACUAAUAACAGAAUAGGCUGCCUGAAUGCAGAUAUAUUUAGAGGACUUGUAAACCUUAUUAGAUUGAAUCUUUCUGGAAACCUGUUUUCUACAGUUACGCAGGGAACGUUUGAUCAUCUUGGUUCACUGAGGUCUCUAGAAUUUCAGACUGACUAUCUUCUUUGUGAUUGCAACAUACUGUGGAUGCAUCAGUGGUUAAAAGAAAGAAAUAUAACUGUACGCGAGACAAAAUGUGCCUAUCCCAAGUCACUUCAGUCACAGACGGUGACUGGUGUUAAGCAGGAGCUUCUGACCUGUGAACCACCGCUUGAAUUACCGUCUUUCUAUAUGACUCCAUCUCAUCGUCAGGUUGUCUUUGAAGGAGAUAGUCUACCCUUCCAGUGUAUGGCUUCGUAUAUUGAUCAAGACAUGAAAGUCCUGUGGUAUCAGGAUGGGAAGAUAGUGGAAACAGAUGAGUCCCAGGGGAUUUUCGUUGAAAAAAACAUGAUUCAUAACUGCUCACUGAUUGCAAGUGCACUGACAAUCUCAAACAUUCAGGCUGGCUCCACAGGAAACUGGGGUUGUCAUGUGCAAACCAGACGUGGGAAUAACACAAGGACAGUAGACAUUGUGGUCUUAGAAAGUUCUGCACAGUACUGCCCUCCAGAGAGGGUUGUGAACAAUAAAGGGGAUUUCAGGUGGCCUAGAACAUUGGCAGGCAUCACAGCAUACCUGCUGUGUACACGUUAUUCCGCUGGCAGUGGGAUAUAUCCUGGCAACUCACAAGAUGAGAGAAGAGCCUGGCGCAGAUGCGACAGGGGAGGGUACUGGGCAGAGGAGGACUACUCCAGGUGCCAGUAUGCAAAUGAUGUGACUCGAGUUCUUUAUAUGUUCAAUCAGAUGCCUCUCAACCUUACUAAUGCAGUGGCAACGGCAAGACAGCUCUUGGCUUACACUGUUGAAGCAGCAAAUUUUUCUGAUAAGAUGGAUGUUAUUUUUGUGGCUGAAAUGAUAGAGAAAUUUGGAAGAUUUGCUGAAAAAUAUAAAGAGCUUGGUGAUGUGAUGGUGGACAUAGCAAGUAACAUUAUGUUAGCUGACGAACGUGUUCUGUGGAUGGCACAAAGGGAAGCCAAAGCUUGUACCAGAAUUGUACAGUGUUUACAGAAAAUUGCUAUGUAUCGGCUUGCAAACGGAGCUCAAGUUUAUUCUACUUAUUCUCCAAAUAUUGCUCUUGAGGCCUAUGUAAUAAAGGCUGCUGGCUUCACUGGGAUGACGUGCACCGUAUUUCAGAAAGUGGCUACAUCAGACCGUACAGGACUCAGUGAUUAUGGGAGAAGAGAUCCCGAUGGAAAUCUAGAUAAACAAUUAAGCUUCAAGUGCAACGUUUCAAAUACACUGUCAAGUCUGGCGUUAAAGAACACAAUUGUAGAGGCUUCUAUCCAGUUGCCAGCUUCCCUUUUCACCCAAAAACAAAAAAGAGAAAUCAGACCAGCAGAUGAAUCUGUCUACAAGCUUCAGCUUAUUGCAUUUCGCAAUGGAAAGCUUUUUCCAGCAACAGGAAAUUCAACAAAUCUGGCUGAUGAUGGGAAACGUCGCACAGUUGUAACUCCAGUUAUUCUCACCAAGAUAGAUGGUUUAAACCUGGCCAGUCACCAUGUCCCUAUAAAUGUGACACUGCGGCGCAUUGCACAUGGAGCAGAUGCUGUUGCAGCUCAGUGGGACUUCGAUCUACUGAACGGACAAGGGGGAUGGAAAUCUGAUGGUUGUCACAUCCUUCUGUCUGACGAAAACAUUACUACCAUCCAGUGCUACUCCCUCAGCAACUAUGCCGUCUUAAUGGACUUGACAGAAGCUGAAUUAUAUACACAACCAGCUGAUCUUUUGCAUCCAGUAACUUAUGCCACUGCUGUGGUUUUGCUAAUGUGUCUGUUGAUGAUCAUGGUCAGUUACAUAUACCAUCACAGUGUGAUCAGGAUCAGUGUAAAAAGCUGGCAUAUGCUAGUUAACCUAAGCUUUCAUAUUUUCCUGACAUGUGUGAUGUUUAUUGGAGGCAUAACUCAGACCAGGAAUGCCAGCAUUUGCCAAGCAGUUGGGAUAAUUCUCCAUUAUUCCACUCUUGCAACAGUACUGUGGUUGGGAGUGACAUCUCGUAAUAUUUACAAGCAGGUAACCAAAAAGGCAAAAAGGUGUGAAGAUCCUGAUGAGCCACCUCCUCCACCCAGACCAAUGCUGAGGUUCUACCUUAUCGGUGGAGGGAUCCCUAUCAUAGUUUGUGGAAUAACAGCUGCAGCAAACAUCCGAAAUUAUGGCAGCAGACCUAAUGCUCCUUAUUGCUGGAUGACUUGGGAACCUAGCUUAGGAGCAUUUUAUGGACCAGCUAGCUUUAUAAUUUUCAUAAACUGUAUGUAUUUUCUCAGCAUAUUUAUACAACUAAAACGUCACCCUGAACGCAAAUAUGAACUUAAGGAACCCAUCGAGGAACAGCAGCGUCUGGCCACCAACGAACACGGGGAACUGGCUCAUCAGGAUUCGUUGUCAGUGUCACUGGUUUCCACAUCUGCUUUGGAGAAUGAGCACAGUUUUCAAGCACAGCUUCUGGGAGUCGGCCUUACUUUGGUUUUGUAUGUCACACUGUGGAUCUUUGGAGCUCUGUCCGUUUCCCUGUAUUAUCCCAUGGACCUGAUCUUCAGCUGUUUCUUUGGGGCAACAUGUUUAUGCCUCAGUGCCUUUCUUAUGGUACACCAUUGCAUUAACAGGGAAGAUGUCAGGCAUGCUUGGAUAACAACUUGCUGCCCGGGAAGGAGUACGUAUUCAGUGCAAGUAAAUGUGCAGCCCUCCAGUUCCAGCGGAACUAACGGAGAGGCCCCAAAAUGCACCAACAGUAGCGCAGAAUCCUCAUGCACAAAUAAAAGUGCCUCAAGCCUAAAAAACUCGUCUCAAGGUUGUAAACUAACUAACUUACAAGCUGCAGCAGCUCAGUGCCACCCUACUUCUCUGCCGUUGAACACAGGUCCUCAGCUUGAUAACAGUCUGACUGAACAUUCAGUAGAUAAUGAUAUCAAAAUGCACGUAGCUCCCUUAGAGGUACAAUUUCGGACAAACGGGCACCCGAGUCGGCAUCACAAGAACAGAAGCAAGGGACAUCGUGCCAGCAGGCUUGCAGUAUUGAGGGAAUAUGCAUAUGAUGUUCCCACAAGUGUGGAAGGAAGUGUGCAAAAUGGCUUACCCAAAACUCGACAAAGCAACAGUGAAGGGCACUCAAGGAGCCGAAGAGCCUAUUUGGCAUAUAGAGAACGCCAGUAUAACCAGUCCCAACAAGACAGCAGUGAUGCUUGCAGUACACUUCCAAAAAGUAGUAGGAAUACUGAAAAAACAAUAGCUACCAACAACAAAAAAGAUAUUCCAAGGAAACCAAUAGUGGCUGAACUGGAAAACCAACAAAAAUCUUAUGGCUUAAAUUUAGCCAUUCAGAAUGGACCACUUAAAAGCAGUGGACAGGAUGGACCCUUGCUCACUGCAGACAGUACUGGUAAUAUUAGAACUGGGUUAUGGAAACACGAAACUACUGUGUAGCAUUGUAAUUCAUUAUGGGACAAGUCCAUAUAAACUGUGAUUACACAUUCCUGAAAGCUAUUAACACUUUUAAGGACUGUUUACAAACUCUAGGUACUUUAUGCAGGGAGGGAACAAAGAUAAUCUGCUGAGCAAAAGAUUGUAUGUGUUAUUAUCCUUCCUGUUCCUACAGAGAUGAACUCUUGGUAUUUUGUGAAAUUUUUUUUGAAACAUCAGUCUUUAGAGAUGCAGAACACAACUUUGUACAUUUUUAUUUUUUACCUGUAACCCUGCAGAUAUGUCCACAACACAUUUCAAAUUUGUAUUUAAAUGUAUAAUAAAUAGUACUUUCCCAAGCAGCCAAAAGUUGGACUUAUUUUUUGGGGUUUUUUAAAAUAUUAUUGCACUGAAUGCCAUCUUGAUUUUACUAGUUCAGUAUCUGAAAAUUAGGAGCUUCAGUUACUAAAGAAAAUGCUUGGUGUCUCAAACAGACAAUACAAAUAGCUCAAUCACUUUCAUAAGGCCUAGAAUUUGGUUGAAAUGAAGAAGCUGUGUUUUAAAGGGAUUUUUUAGUAUACAGGCAACUUGUUUUCUCCAAAUCAUUGUCUUGUACUUGCUGCAUAAGUUAGUUAUAUUUUUAGAUAGUUGUGACUUACUUUAUUGCAAUUGUACAGAAUUUUCGCUUACUCAAUAAUGUUUUUGAAUAAUAAUCUGUUUUGCCCUCAUAA
Manacus vitellinus (golden-collared manakin) is the source of this 4486-nucleotide messenger RNA. RefSeq names its product adhesion G protein-coupled receptor A3 (gene ADGRA3). NCBI's taxonomy places the organism in Eukaryota, Metazoa, Chordata, Aves, Passeriformes, Pipridae. Gene Ontology annotation, cellular component: plasma membrane; external side of plasma membrane. Gene Ontology annotation, biological process: cell surface receptor signaling pathway; G protein-coupled receptor signaling pathway. The coding region runs from base 9 to 3779 and encodes 1256 amino acids. The record is from RefSeq and is a predicted model, not a curated record. The transcript has 19 exons. Gene Ontology annotation, molecular function: protein binding; G protein-coupled receptor activity.